Messenger RNA from Didymodactylos carnosus, 1956 nucleotides. Lineage: Eukaryota; Metazoa; Rotifera; Eurotatoria; Philodinida; Philodinidae. The record is from the annotation of a GenBank genome assembly.
AUGCCGUUAGUCGAUUUACCAGUUACUGUGCAUAUGAAUAAUAAUGAAGAGUCUAAUGAAGAAGAAGAAGAAGCGCAAACAACUGCACCAACCAUCGAUUCAAAUCAUUGCCGUAACUCGAUAACGACAACACAACCAAAUCAUUCAGAAAAUGACCUUCAUUCUACUCAUAAUUGUCAAAAUGAAUAUGAAAAACAUUUAAAAGCAAAACUACGAUUUUUCUUUAUGAGUCCAUGUUGGAAAUGGAGAUUAAAACGACAAUUCCCUUGGAAAGCUUGUUUCCAAUUGAUAAAAAUAAUUGUUGUUACAACACAAUUAAUUUUAUUUGGAAUUGAACGAGAAAUGCAUGUGAUAUAUAUUUCUGAAAGCAAUAUUACAUUUCAUCACUUAUUUCUAAAAGAAUGGAGUUCGACAUUCGAAACGCUACCUUAUCCACAAACAGUAGGAGAUUAUGCCGUUUACACAGAUGACGAACUUAUAAAUGAGAUGAAUUAUGCUAUUAAUCGAUACAAUAAUAUGACUGAAAUAUCGCUUGGUUUAUUUGAUUUUCAUACGCAUAACGAUCUAGAUGCCAGUAAUCCUCAACGAACUGUGAAAAUAUGUUUAAAUCGUUUUGAUACUUGUACAAUGUUUCCAAGCAAUCAUACCUAUCAAUUAAAUCCUUUAAUUGAAAAUAAAUGUUAUACUUUUAAUUUAACUGAUUCACUGUCAAAUAAUAUCAGUAAUUUUGAUAUCCAUGAUUAUUUAACAAAGCAAAAUGAUUCGAUUAAUUAUUGUAGAGUAAAUUUUGUUACAAUUGAAUUUAUUAUUAAUGCAAUACAAUUAAAAAACCUUCAACCGUUUAGUCUACCAGAUUGUUAUCAUUUUCAAGUUAAGUUAACAUUUGAUAAUAGCGCUCGUACGGGAAAAAUUCGUGUUCGAUUAGAUUCUCAAGCUCAAUUUCGUGCUUGUGAUGGUAAAUUAUUGGAUCAGCACGAUUGGACUCUCAUGCGGCGAGACUUGUUAAUUGCAUCUCUCUAUCACGGAUAUCGACUAUGUAAGGAAACGAUGCAGUAUUAUAAUAAAAAAUAUUUUAACAAUCAAACAACCACAAAUACAGCGUCUAUCGUCACUACUAGACGAAAGAAAAAAGAGAAUCAUCAUAAUCAAUUACCAUUAAGUGAAUAUUAUCAAUUUUAUAGUCCAUGGUAUUUUCUUAUGAUCAUCACAGAUUUAAUGGUGUUUGCUGGAACAAUAAUUAAAAUUUAUAUUCUUUUAAAAUUAGUUGAUGAUUAUAAUGCAGCAGGUCUGUUAUUAGGUGUUAGUAGUCUAUUUUCUUGGUUUGGAGUAUUACGUUAUUUAUCUUUUUUCAAAAAAUAUAACCUAUUAUUUGCCACAAUAAAACGUGCUUUCCCGUUAUUAUUACGCUAUUUUCUAUGUAUAUUAAUUAUAUUUUGUGGUUUCAUGUUUUGUGGAUGGAUUGUCCUCGGGCCAUAUCAUUCGAAAUUUCGUACAAUUACUACAACAUGUGAAAAUAUGUUUUCACUAAUAGCUGGCGAUGAUAUGUAUACUACAUUUACAAAUCUUGAAACCGAAUCAAUUUAUAUUUGGUUGUUUUCUCGACUCUAUCUUUACACCUAUGUUAGUCUGUUUAUUUAUGUUGUAUCAAGUCUAGUCAUUGCACUUAUUAUCGAUGGUUAUGACACAGUAAAAACUUUUUAUAAAGAUGGUUUUCCAAAAACUAUAUUAGAACGUUUUUCGGAAGAAGAUUUACCAACGAGAGAACUCUGUAAUUCAACAACAGCCAUCGAUUCAACAGCAUUAUGUUUACCAUGUUGUUUUUCAUCUUUUACUCAAAUACAAUCUUCGUUUAAUGUUAACACUGAUUCUGAUCCGUCCUUAUGUACAAUUACAAGUCAAUAUAAACCAUUUCAUGAUGAAAAGAAUGAUAGUGAUGAUAAUAUGCUAGCACUGUAA